This is a messenger RNA of Telopea speciosissima, 1942 nucleotides long. RefSeq lists its product as uncharacterized. NCBI's taxonomy places the organism in Eukaryota, Viridiplantae, Streptophyta, Magnoliopsida, Proteales, Proteaceae. Bases 54 to 1739 code for a protein of 561 amino acids. The record is from RefSeq and is a predicted model, not a curated record. The transcript has 10 exons. Gene Ontology annotation, biological process: RNA processing.
CUCUGACACCCUCCGUAGCCUCUAAACUGUAACGGGAGAAGGAGCAGCAGGGAAUGGCAACCGUAAACUGCUGCGGCUUUCGACGCCUAAACUCGCGGCCAUGGCUUCAGAAGGUCCGUUCUCGUUCCUAUUCAUCUGCGGCUGCUUCUUGCUCCUCACCUUCCCCAUAUCCUUCUUCUUCUUUUGACGAUUCAGAAGCUCAAGAGUCUACUACUACCGCCACCACUACUAGUACUAGUACUGCUACACCUCACCGGUCUCAGUCGUUCUUUCCGAAGAGAGGCCAGACAUUGGAGUUGGUCUGCGAAACCCUAGCCUUCAAAGCUAAGGGAGUCUGCAAGGUAGCUGACUCCGGGUUCGUCCUUAUGUGCGAUCGGGCUCUCCCCGGCGAACGAUUUCUCGGCCGUGUGACUCGCAAGAAGGGCAGCUAUGGUGAGGUGCAGAAGAUAAAGACAAUUUCUCCACACUGGGACUUAGUGGAUGCCCCUUGUGAAUACGCCUCGCAUUGUGGCGGUUGCAAAACACAGAACCUGUUGUACGAGGCGCAGCUUAGAGCCAAGGAACAACAAGUCCAUGAGUUGAUGACUCAUGUUGGCAGAUUUUCUAAUGAAGACCCAGAUUUCGCUAUGGCCAUGAAGCCCAUUGUUUCGUGCGAUAUUCAAUUUCAUUACCGAAACAAGAUGGAAUUUUCAUUUAGUACACAGCAGUGGCUACCUAAGGAUGAAAUGAAGGGAGAACAAGCUGGUGCAAAUAAUUUUGCUUUGGGGCUUCACGCCCCAGGGUUUUUUGAUAAGGUCCUCAAUGUUGAGAAGUGCCUUCUACAAAGUGAGGCAGCCAAUGUGGUUCUUGCAGUUAUGCAAAAUUGUUGGAGAGAUCCACAGUUGGGCCUUUCUCCAUAUGAUGUUCGCACUCAUAUUGGAUUUCUUAAGCAUUUAAUGCUAAGAACUGGCAGAGAUGCAAAGACUGGUUCACGUGAGCUUAUGGUUAAUUUUGUGACUUCUUCCUACAAGCCAGAGCUACUUGAGCCUCUCAUUGAGAAGAUCUCAGCUAUCCCUGAAGUGGUUAGCAUCAUAAAUAACGUGAAUACCUCUGUGGGCAACACAUCUGUUGGAGAGGAGGAAUAUACCCUCUAUGGGAAAUCCACCAUCACAGAGAUUUUAAGAGGACUUACAUUUCAAAUUUCAGCAAACUCUUUUUUCCAGACAAAUACACAUCAGGCAGAGGUUCUUUAUAAGCUUAUAGAAGAUUGUGCUGGUAUACGAGGGGAUGGCUCAGAAAUUGUCCUGGACCUCUUUUGUGGAACUGGCACAAUUGGUCUUACACUUGCUAAAAGAGUCAAACAUGUUUAUGGGUAUGAAGUAGUUGCUCAAGCAAUAUCAGAUGCUCGCCGAAAUGCUGAACUGAAUGAUAUCCAUAAUGCUACAUUUGUCCAAGGGGAUCUCAAUAAAAUUGAUCAUAGUUUUGGUGAUGCGUUUCCUAAGCCUUGCAUUGUCAUUUCAGAUCCUAAUCGUCCAGGUAUGCACAUGAAGUUGAUUAAGUUUCUACUGAAGCUGCGAGCACGACGUGUUAUUUAUGUCUCUUGCAAUCCUGCUACCUGUGCACGUGACCUUGAUUACCUAUGUCAUGGUGUGGUGGAGCAAAAUAUAGAAGGGUGCUACCGGUUAAAAAGAUUACAUCCAGUGGACAUGUUUCCUCACACCCCUCAUAUUGAGUGUGUUUGCUUGCUAGAGCUUGAUUGAACUUGUUUGUUAUCUUUUCUGAUGCACAAGUUUGAAAACUUCAGUUUCCACUCUGUAGCAUCAGAGCUUGGGAGAAUAUCAAGUUCUUCAAGAGGGUGAGAGAUAGACCGAUACAUUAUCCAUGGGAAGAAAACAUAGGAGUAACAUUCGGAGCUUGUGCCUUAAUUUUUCAUUAUAAAAGAACUUGAUACAUCCAGCCUGAA